This is a messenger RNA of Peronospora farinosa, 222 nucleotides long. Lineage: Eukaryota; Oomycota; Peronosporomycetes; Peronosporales; Peronosporaceae. The record is from the annotation of a GenBank genome assembly.
AUGGAGCAUGGCCGCAAGCUGGAUGACAUUUUUACCAGCCCAUAUUGGCCAGUCUGGACAAAACACCUCAAAGAUUACAACAUAAAAAACCCCGGCCACGAGAUGGACGAGAUUAGAGUAUUGCUGGACAAUUACGACGAAAAUGCCGUGCUUGACAUGAUCCAAUCGACGAAGAAGAAUCCUGCUACGAAGGAGUGGGUGGCAUCCCCAGCCAUGUCUUGA